Messenger RNA from Ambispora gerdemannii, 184 nucleotides. NCBI's taxonomy places the organism in Eukaryota, Fungi, Glomeromycota, Glomeromycetes, Archaeosporales, Ambisporaceae. The record is from the annotation of a GenBank genome assembly.
UCAGACAACCUUACAAGAAUUGAACAAACAAAAAGACAACAUCGACCUUGACGAACAUAUCGACGAGCAAAUAAUCACCGCCUAUACGAUCAGUGAAAAAGGCUACCAGUUCCGAUCUCAACGAAUUCAAAAAUUAAGGAACGGCAAGAGAGAUCCACGAUAUCUACCCGAGGGAGAAUAUUAA